AUGAUCAAAGCCGAGUCAGAGUUGGUGCAGAUCGAGCAAGAGCUAAGAGAGGUGGAAGAGGACUUGAAUGUAUUGCUAUUGCGUCAAAGCGAACUGUUAAAAAGAAAGAAGGAGCUGCACUUGCAGCUGGAGUGUGAGCAGAUUGAAGACGCAGACGUAACAAAAAACACCGGGAAAGUUGCGGAUUGGAAGGCGCACUUUCAAUGGUCGGAACAGAUUCACACGUUGCUGACCGAGACAUUUCACUUGCCUGAUUUUCGAUCAGUGCAGGAGGAAGUGAUUAAUGCCACGCUGUCUAACAAAGACGUGUUUGUAGUCAUGAGAACUGGUGGUGGCAAGAGUCUCUGUUACCAAUUGCCGGCUUUGUUUGAUGGAAAUGCUGGUUUUACGGUUGUUAUUUCGCCGUUACUCUCGCUCAUCCAGGACCAAGUGAUGCUGUUCAAUGACAUUGCUAGUGAAGGUGCAGCGUGCCGAUUAUCCAGCGAGCAGUCACGUGGAGAAGCAUCAGCUAUUUAUAAGUCGCUGAUAACGACGGAUAGUGCACUGAGGAUUUUGUUGAUUACUCCAGAAAAACUCAUUAAAAGCAAACUCCUCAUGUCGAGGUUUGAAAAGGCGUACCAGAUUGGGCGACUGAAGCGAUUUGUCAUUGAUGAAGCCCAUUGCUGUAGCCAGUGGGGCCACGACUUUCGAAGUGAUUACUCCAAGCUGGGAAUCUUGAAGCGACAAUUUCCUACAGUACCCAUAUUGGCAGUGACAGCUACAGCGACGCCACGCUUGGCUAUGGACGUCAAAACCAUUCUCGAAAUUCAAAAUUGUGUAUCAUUCCGAACCUCUUUUCUCCGAAACAACCUGCACUACGAGGUUCUGCCGAAAUCAGCAAAAGACGCUACAGCGAUGGAUUACCUAGUCUGUCUAGUUAAAACUUUUUCGCCGGGUGAUACUGGAAUCGUAUAUUGCCUCACAAGAAAAGAGACAGAACAAGUAGCCCAGCACCUCCGUCAAGCAAAUAUUCGAGCGGCAUGCUACCAUGCGUAUGUGGAAGACAAGGAGGAAACCCACCUUGCCUGGUUUCGCAACAAGCUUCAAGUUGUAGUUGCGACCAUUGCGUUUGGUCUUGGAAUUAACAAGCCAGACGUGCGGUUUGUCAUCCAUUUUACUCUAUCGAAGUCUAUUGAGGGAUACUAUCAAGAAUCCGGACGAGCAGGACGUGAUGGAAAUGCAGCGCGUUGUGUGUUAAUGUAUAGGCCAUCUGAUGUACUACGCGUUCUAAACAUCGUCCAGGGAGAAGUCGGAGGCAUGAAGAAUAUGCGAUCGAUGAUCAAGUACUGCGAGGAGCUUUCACAGUGUCGGCAAUCAAUGAUGGCAGCAUACUUUGGCGAAACUUCAGAAUCUACAGCAGUAUGCCAAAGAGCAUGUGAUAACUGCAAUCGAGAUAUUGACAUGACAGACACAAUUAAUCUCUCAGAUCACUCCAGAGCUUUAAUUUGUAUCACAGAAGACGCCAAGAGAUUGGAGAGACGUGUCACACUAAAGCAACUUAUCGAUGAAUUUAAAUCCAGAAAGUUUGCGCAGGAAUGGACAACGUUGGAUCCAUCAAUAGCCUCAAUAUCUAGAAGGAUGUGUGACAGUAUCGUGAUUAAUCUUUUGCUAAGCAACGUUCUUCAGCCAGAUAUCAGCUACACAGCAUACAACACGAUUUGUUAUUUGGUUCCUGGCCCACGAGCUCACCACUUGAAAAAGGAUCGACUUCAAAUUCAACUUCCGCGAUGUCUCAUGGACGCAACUGAGAGUUCAGACGGCACGGUAUCUAUGCCACCAAAGAAAAGGAAACGAUUACCGGAGGUCAUUACGAUUGAAUGA
Messenger RNA from Peronospora farinosa, 1860 nucleotides. The record is from the annotation of a GenBank genome assembly. Lineage: Eukaryota; Oomycota; Peronosporomycetes; Peronosporales; Peronosporaceae.